Molecule: messenger RNA, 459 nt
Organism: Lodderomyces theae
Lineage: Eukaryota; Fungi; Ascomycota; Pichiomycetes; Serinales; Debaryomycetaceae
Gene: HNT1
Product: adenosine 5'-monophosphoramidase
Exons: 1
Coding region: 1-459 (152 amino acids)
Biological process (GO): nucleotide metabolic process
Molecular function (GO): catalytic activity
Source: RefSeq, a predicted model, not a curated record
AUGUCUUCAAACGCUUCUUGUAUCUUUUGCAAAAUCAUUAAAGGUGAAAUCCCAUCCUUUAAAUUGAUUGAGACAGCCAAGACGUACUCAUUCUUGGACAUUCAACCAACUGCCAAAGGACAUGUGUUGAUUAUUCCCAAACAUCAUGGAGCUAAACUCCACAAUAUUCCCGAUGACUACUUGAGCGACCUUUUACCUGUUGUCAAAAGGUUGACCCGUGUUUUGAAAUUGGAUGAAAACAACACUCCAGAAGGUGAAGGAUACAAUGUCUUGCAAAACAAUGGUCGGAUUGCUCAUCAAGUUGUUGAUCAUGUGCAUUUCCACUUGAUUCCUAAAAGGGAUGAUAAAACAGGGUUGGGUGUUGGCUGGCCCGCUGAGGAAACCAAUUUCCCCAAAUUGGAAGAAUACUACAACGAAUUGAAAAAGGAGUUGGAAAAGGAAGAGAGUGAAAAGUUGUAA